Molecule: messenger RNA, 2028 nt
Organism: Bacidia gigantensis
Lineage: Eukaryota; Fungi; Ascomycota; Lecanoromycetes; Lecanorales; Ramalinaceae
Exons: 2
Coding region: 1-2028 (675 amino acids)
Biological process (GO): transcription by RNA polymerase III
Cellular component (GO): RNA polymerase III complex
Molecular function (GO): DNA binding
Source: RefSeq, a predicted model, not a curated record
AUGACCAUCCGUAGACAACCUCGAAGAAGCGCACAAACUGAAUCUGUUUCCGCGUCUGACCAAACGACUGAAACAGCAGAGGGAAACACUGCAUCCGAUGCGGCAGCUCAGAAUGCAGAUACUUUGGGAUUACCACGGAGCAGUGCUGCGCAUGACAAUCUGGGCACCACAAUCCCACUCCCAGAUACAAAUAUUCAAACAAAUUCGGCAAAGCCCAGGUCUCUCAAAUACUUGCCCAAGAACUCACAGCGGCGUUCUCAAAUCGAACGCGAAGCUCUAGAAAGGAUUGAAGCUCAACGUUUAGCCUCACUACAAGAAAAUGAAGGUCGAUCAAUUGGCUCGUUACGACCUUCAGCGUCGGUUAGAGGCAGAGGCGGAGCGCUUGGUAGCCGGGGAAGACCUAUCACAGACUAUGAGGCAAGCGGUGUUCUUGGAGGAGAUUAUGUGAAAGAGACGGCAACGAAUGCGUCCAAGAAACCAAGGGAAAGCGGUCAGAAGAUAACUGCAGCAGAUCGAGAGGAUCAAGCUGUCGACGAGACUGCGAAUAACAAGGAGGAUACCAACCCCAAGAAGCCCACCCGUGCAGGGGUAAAAAAAGAGGAUGUUACAAAGAUUAAUGCUGAGAAAGAAGUUGACGAAGAUACUGUGGUGGACUCAUCAAAGAGAAAACGUAAGGCGGCUGCCACCAAGACCAAAGUCAAGCAGGAAGACCAGGGGCUGGAUGACGCCGCAGAUGAUACGCAUUGGGACGAAGACAUUGGCCCGAAAUAUGAUAUUGCGCACAUCAGCCUAAUUAGUGACGAUGAAUAUGAAGAUGAUGGCCAUACGCAACCAGAGUUCGCAAAAGGCAAGCAAAAAGAAACUACGCCAGGGGGUCACAGUUGGCAAUUGCGUCCUGUUAGGCUUGAGAGGCAAGAACAUGUUGGGCGGCAGAUCGGUAUCAAUACAGAAGCUAGCUCGCUUACUUCGGCCCAGUUGCGGAAGCGGGCAAAAGAGCGAGAAGACGCAGCGGGCAGUCUAUUUCUCGAUCCCGAGGCUGGUUCCGAACAAGCCAAGACCAAGAGGAAGCCGAAAGAUGUCGAAUUUGUUCGCAAAGAGAGGAAAUGGAAAGGUGUUUAUGAAGACGAAGACGACAUGGAUGAGGUCAGGGUGAAGACAGAGCAAGCUGAUGAAGAGGAUCUUAUGCUUGUAGACGAUGCUCCCGAUACACUAGAGGUCGACCAGCUGCGAGCUACACAUGGAGCCCAGCGGCCAUCAGCAAAAGGCGUGAAAGGCGAUAGUGCAACCACGCGACCAGACGAGCUCGAGUUCUCAGCUCAGCCUAUCACCCGAAGACGAAAGAUAUGCGGAUACCGGGAUCCCAAGUCGAUCCACAAUACAGCAGCCAUGGAGGAUGAUGCCGAUUUCGCCGAGAUGAUCAGGAUCUGGAAAGAUAUAUGCAGCGACCCAGAUAUGAUGGACGCAGAAAGCACUAAUUCCACCGCACACACUGAAAAGCGCCCUGAUCUCUCCGGUCUGAAAGGCGACCACACUCGCGAAGGCAAAGUCUACCUCGUCCAGCUCCCACCCAUACUCCCCAGUCUCCGUAAUGCCACCAAACCAGCCCCCCAAGUGAAAACCGAACCCCAAAAAUCGAAAUCGAAAUCAUCCACCUCAGACCCAACCAUCAAACCCGACCCCGGCACUCCUUUCGGCAAGCUCGACCAGCCUUCAAAGACCACUGAAAUCUCCAAUGCUUACAAUGUCACCAACUUCACCCCCGAAUCAGGAUGUCCCGGUACACUGACCUUCUACGAAUCCGGGAAGAUAAGAGCGGAGUGGGGAGGCUUGGAUUUGGAGAUCGCGAAGAUGCAGACGGCGGGGUUUGCGCAGGAGGUGCUGUUGCAUGAUUACAGUGCGGUCAAUACGAAGAUGGAGAAUCAGGAUGGAUGGGAGGAGGUUGUCAGGGUUGGGACAGAGGCGUGGGCUGUAGGGCCAGUGGAAGGGGGAAUGGUGGGGGGAUUGGAUUGGGAGACUUUGUUGGGAUGA